Epinephelus moara (kelp grouper) is the source of this 2981-nucleotide messenger RNA. RefSeq names its product ATP-dependent RNA helicase DHX8-like. The record is from RefSeq and is a predicted model, not a curated record. Gene Ontology annotation, molecular function: RNA helicase activity; RNA binding; ATP binding. The coding region runs from base 36 to 2981 and encodes 981 amino acids. Gene Ontology annotation, cellular component: intracellular anatomical structure; catalytic step 2 spliceosome. The transcript is spliced from 20 exons. Gene Ontology annotation, biological process: mRNA splicing, via spliceosome; spliceosomal complex disassembly. Lineage: Eukaryota; Metazoa; Chordata; Actinopteri; Perciformes; Serranidae.
AGUCACUUCCUGGUCAGGUUAAGUAAACAGAAGAAAUGGCAGCUUUAGACGAAAUACAACGUCUUGAAUAUUUAUCUUUGGUGUCGAAGGUGUGCACGGAGCUGGAGAAUCAUCUGGGGAUAAGCGAGAAAGAUCUGGCUGAAUUCAUCAUCAGUUUGGCAGAAAAACAUCCAACAUUUGAGAAGUUCAAAGCAGCUCUGUGUGAAAAUGGAGCAGACUUUACUGACACGUUUAUUGGUAAUUUACUCAGACUUAUUCAGACCAUGCGACCCUCACCAUCUACAAGUAAAGCUCAUCAGACGGAGCUCAGGCCGAAGAGUGAGAAGGACAAGCUGAAGGAGAAAUAUCCUGCGUUAUGUAGACCAGAUGAUCCAGUGUGGACGAUCCCACCACGACACACAGAUACAGAUGAGCAGGUGGCAGCAGCAGCCAUGAAGGAGCUGGAGAUGCUCAUGCCAAACGUCUGUGGAACCAGCUCUGAUAACAGAUCAGACGGGAAUUUGCACAGUGACAGAAGUCGAGACACAAACAGACAAAUCGGACUUAAGCAAAUUCAUCCUCGCUCCAGUUCACAAGAUGGUGACGGAGAAACAAACCCUCCACGCAAAAGGAAGCGAGUGUCUCGCUGGAGUGACCAUCCGCCAAACCCUCACAGAGACGAUGUGAACAACAAGAAGGUCGACAGACACUCUGACCACUGUCGCGACAGACUUGUGGAUCGCCCUCCUCCAGAGGAGCCCGUUGUGGGCGACAUCUACACCGGCAAAAUCAGCAGCAUCAUGCAGUUUGGCUGUUUUGUGCAGCUGGAGGGCCUCAGGAAACGUUGGGAGGGUCUGGUGCACAUCUCAGAGUUGCGCAAAGAAGGACGUAUAGCCAAUGUGGCUGACGUGGUCACCAAAGGUCAAAAGGUGAAGGUCAAAGUGCUGUCGUUCACUGGGACCAAAGCCAGCCUCAGCAUGAAGGAUGUGGACCAGGAGACAGGGGAGGACCUGAACCCAAACCGGAGAAGAAACAUUGAGCCUGUAGUCGGAGACGAAGCCUUGAGGAACCCCGACCGUCCGAUUGAAGCCAGCAUGCUGGAAUUAGAGGAAGACCCAUCAGAGCGCAAACGGCUCACCAAAAUCACCGACCUUGAAAAAUGGGAAAUUAAACAGAUGAUCGCAGCCAACGUCCUUCCUAAAGAGGAGUUCCCAGAAUUUGACGAGGAGACGGGGAUCCUUCCCAAAAUAGAUGACGAUGAAGAUGAAGACAUAGAGAUUGACCUGGUGGAAGAGGAGCCACCGUUUCUGAGGGGACAGACGAAAUGGACCAUGAACAUGAGCCCGGUGAAGAUAGUGAAGAAUCCAGACGGCUCUCUUUCCCAAGCAGCCAUGAUGCAGAGCGCUCUUUCUAAGGAGAGGAGGGAGCUGAAGCAGGCCGCUCGUGCAGCAGAGUUGGACUCCAUCCCCACUGGUCUCCACAAGAACUGGAUCGACCCGAUGCCUGAUUAUGAAGGAAGGCAGAUUGCUGCCAACAUGAGAGGCAUCGGCGCUAUGCCUAUCGAUCUCCCAGAAUGGAAGAGAUACGCCUUCGGGGGCAACCAGGUGUCGUAUGGCAAGAGGACAGAGCUUUCCAUCCUGCAGCAGAGAGAGAGUCUGCCUAUUUUCAAGCUGAAGGAACAGCUGGUUCAGGCUGUCCACGACAAUCAGAUCUUGAUCGUAGUUGGAGAAACUGGCUCCGGUAAGACCACACAGAUCACUCAGUACCUGGCGGAGGCAGGUUACACCUCCCGGGGGAAGAUUGGCUGCACGCAGCCCCGUCGUGUGGCCGCCAUGUCAGUGGCCAAGAGAGUCUCUGAGGAGUACGGUUGCCGUCUGGGACAAGAGGUGGGUUACACCAUUCGUUUUGAGGACUGCACCAGCACUGAGACAGUAAUCAAAUACAUGACCCAUGGUAUGCUGCAAAGGGAAUGUCUGCUGGACCCAGACAUGAGUCAGUACUCCCUCAUUAUGCUAGAUGAGGCCCACGAGAGAACAAUCCACACCGAUGUGCUAUUUGGCCUUCUCAAGAAGACGAUACAGAAACGCAAAGACAUGAAGCUGAUCGUGUCCUCUGCCACGCUGGAUUCUGUCAAGUUCUCCCAGUAUUUCUUUGAAGCUCCCAUCUUCACCAUCCCAGGAAGAACUUUCCCCGUGGAGAUCCUCUACACCAAAGAACCUGAGACAGACUACCUGGAUGCCGGUCUCAUCACAGUCAUGCAGAUUCAUCUGACCGAGCCCCCAGGUGACAUCCUGGUGUUUCUGACUGGACAGGAAGAGAUUGACACAGCUUGUGAGCUCCUGUAUGAGAGGAUGAAGUCACUGGGGCCUGAUGUUCCUGAACUGAUUAUUCUGCCAGUUUACUCGGCCCUGCCCAGUGAGAUGCAGACCAGGAUCUUUGACCCUGCACCGCCAGGCAGCAGAAAGGUCAUCAUUGCCACAAACAUUGCUGAGACGUCUCUCACUAUUGAUGGAAUCUACUAUGUGGUGGACCCCGGCUUUGUUAAACAGAUCGUGUAUAAUUCCAAGACGGGCAUUGACCAGCUGGUGGUGACUCCCAUCUCACAGGCCCAGGCCAAGCAGAGGGCGGGCCGAGCCGGCAGAACAGGACCAGGGAAGUGUUACAGACUCUACACUGAGAGGGCCUACAGAGACGAGAUGCUGACGACCAACGUGCCUGAGAUCCAGAGAACCAACUUGGCCAGCACUGUGCUGUCUCUGAAGGCCAUGGGUAUAAAUGAUCUCCUGGCAUUUGACUUCAUGGACGCUCCCCCAAUGGAGACUCUGAUCACAUUUCAGUUGGACUUUGGGUUGAAUGGAGAAGCCUUUGAAGCCAGUGUUUGUGAGGGUUGUCAGGGGUUUGCUGGCUGCGUUUGGCAAGACGUCACCACUACCCGCUUGAGGUGUGGCGGCCCUGCUGUUGGACCUACUCCAGAGCAGCUUGGCAUGGCAUGGCGCGUCUGA